GAUCUAAACCAACCCACCAAUCGCAGCCUCGUGUGGUUUCUCCCCCUUUACUGACUUUUUUCUCUCGAAGGAUAAAGUUAUAUAACAUCUCAAACUUCUCUGGCACCGGCCACUCGUCCCACAGCAGACCUGAGCCCUGCACAUCUUCGCAGUUUUAUAAUCCCACCUGAGGACCAAGAGAAGCCAUGGCUGACAAAGUUGUGCUGACCUACUUCGACGGCAGAGGGAAAAUGGAGCCGAUCCGCUGGCUCCUGGCUGCAGCGGAAGUGGAGUUCGAAGAAGUUUUCCUGAAGUCCCGGGAGCAGUACGAGAAACUCCUCAGUGAUGGAGAUCUCAUGUUUCAGCAGGUUCCCCUGGUGGAAAUAGACGGCAUGAAGCUCAUUCAGACCAAGGCCAUCCUGAAAUACAUCGCAGAGAAGUACAAUCUCCACGGCAAAGAUCUCAAAGACAAAGUCAUGAUCAACAUGUACUCGGAGGGACUCUUGGAUCUCAUGGAAAUGAUGAUGAUACUGCCGCUUACCUCGGAUAAAAAACCAAAACUGGACAAUAUUGAAACCAAAGCAAAGCAGCGCUAUAUGCCUGUGUUUGAAAAGGCUCUGUCUGGACCUGUGUACCUGGUGGGAGGCAAACUGAGCUGUGCAGAUGUGCAGCUGCUUGAAUGCACCCUGAUGCUGGAGGAGUUGUUUCCUGGCAUCCUCUCAGACUUUCCCAACGUCAAGUCUUUCCAGGGCAGGAUGUCCCGGGUCCCCGCCCUCAGCAAGUUUCUGCAGCCGGGCAGCAAGAGGAAGCCGCAGCCAGAUGACGUCUACGUGAAGACGAUCAUGGAGGUGUUGAGACUCAAGUUUUAAUUUCAAUCGGCUACUGUUGAACAUCAGAAACACUCAUCAAACAUCUAAUGAAUAGUUAUAUUUACUGGUUUAUGUUGAGAUGAAUACUGCACUGGGGCAAUAGCACUAAUCCACACGUUACCACAUGAAAUAAUGUAGUUUGUUUUUCUUCUAACAAUCGGUGAAUGUAAAUGAAGUGAAGAUGCCACUAAAUAAAAAGUCUACUUCUGGAGAACAUUU
Paralichthys olivaceus (Japanese flounder) is the source of this 1067-nucleotide messenger RNA. It is a transcript of the gene gsta.1, whose product is annotated as glutathione S-transferase, alpha tandem duplicate 1. The record is from RefSeq and is a predicted model, not a curated record. Gene Ontology annotation, molecular function: glutathione transferase activity. Lineage: Eukaryota; Metazoa; Chordata; Actinopteri; Pleuronectiformes; Paralichthyidae. Gene Ontology annotation, biological process: glutathione metabolic process.